UCGGAGCGACGGUUGGGUGCGCGCGCCAGCAGCCGCCCGCCACGCCACGUGCCAGAGCCUCCGCUCGCCGCCAGAUGGUGAUGACUAAGCUGCUGCACGACCCGUUCGGGUCCUCCAUCCUGCUGCCCCCUCUGAAGCAGAGUCUCCUGCCCAGGGGAAACCUGCCGUCGCAGUUCAGCUCGGUAGGCAAGCAGCGGCCGCUGGAACUGCUAUUCGAAAACGUCUGCACAUCUGUCGGAAAGCAGCAGAUCCUGUCGGACAUAUCCGGCCAUGUCCGACCCGGGGAGAUUCUGGCCGUGAUGGGGCCCAGCGGAUCGGGGAAGACCACGCUGCUAAACGUGCUGUCUGGGCGGCUGCGGCCCGACUCGGGGGACAUCCUGCUGAAUGGCGACCCGCUCAACAAGUACCUGAAGCGCAAGGUCUGCUACGUGCUGCAGGAGGACAUCUUCUUCGCGCACCUGACGCUGCGGCAGACGCUGAUGUACUCGGCCCAGCUGCGGCUGCCUGACACGCUGACCCACGCGGAGAAGGUGCGCCACGUGGACCACAUCAUCACCACGCUGGAUCUGACGCGCUGUCAAGACACCCAGAUCGGCGAGUACAUGAGGGGCGGUCUGUCAGGCGGGGAGAAGAAACGGGCCAACAUCGGCUGUGAGCUGCUCACCAACCCGGCCCUCAUGCUCCUGGAUGAGCCGAGUACGGGACUAGACUCGAGCGCGACCUACAGCCUCAUCAAGAACCUCAAGGACUACGCCAUCAAGGAGCGCAAGACCAUCGUGCUGACCGUCCACCAGCCGUCCUCGCAGGUGUUCUACAUGUUUGACAAGCUGCUGCUCCUCUGCAAUGGGCAGACGGCCUACUUCGGCGAGGUGGGCAACGUCGUGAACCACUUCAGCGGCCUUGGUCUGGUCAUCCAGCAGCACUACAAUCCAGCGGACUUCAUCAUGGAGCAGCUGAAGACCACUGAGGAGAGCUUGCAGAAGAUCUUGGUGGCAGCGGCGGGCAUGCACGCCAAGGCUCAGCUGGCGUUGGAUACGCCCUACUCCAGUACCUGCAGUCUCUAUUCAUCCCCAUGCGCAGCCGACCGCAGCGACACCAGCGAUUCGGCGAAACCUUUAUGCGGAUGUGGACAAAAACUUAGUCGGUCAGAAAACGGCAAAAGUGGCUCGGAAUCCGUAGUAAAGCGGUGCAACAACUGCCGAAACAGCAACGUGUCGGAGCUACACAUCCUCAUAGAAGAUUCGGAACAUGGUCUGAAGCUAAACGCGGCGGGCAACGACCAGGACAGCGGAACGUCCACCUGGUCCAACGACACGCACAGCCAGGGCUCCGACGAGGAGUACUUCACCGAUCGGUGGCCCACCUGCUUCUGGACUCAGUUCAAGGUGCUGACGGCGCGGAACUUCCAGGAGGCGUGCCCUCGUGUGCUGAGCCGGCUGAACCUGGUGCUGACGGUGGUGCUCGCCCUGCUGGCCGGUCUGGUCUGGUUCCAGACCGAGCGCAACGAGGAGAGCAUCGCCGACUUCCAGGGCUGGAUCUUCUUCUCCACCAACUACUGGAUGCUCUUCUCGCUAUUCGGCGCCCUGUUUGCCUUUCCAUCGCAGCAGAAGGUGGUGAACAAGGAGCGAGCGUCCGGCUCGUACCGCCUCUCCGCGUACUACCUGGCGCGCAUGUUCGGUGAGCUGCCGCUGCUGGUGGUGCCGCCGCUGCUCUACUUCGUCAUCUCGUACCCGAUGAUGGGCUGUCGGUCGCCGGUGGCCUUCGUCCAGCUGCUGCUCUUUCUGCUGCUCAACAGUGUGGUGGCAGAGAGCGUCGGCGUGUUCUUCGGCGUGGCCUGCAUGGACUUCCAGGUGGGCAACACGGUGGGCGCCAUCUUCACGUGCGGCACCCAGCUGUUUGGCGGCUUCCUCUCCACGCACAUCCCCAGCUGGCUGAGCUGGAUGCGGUACCUCUCCAUGGUCUUCUACGCCUACCAGAACAUGCAGAUCGUCGAGUUCAGCAACGGGCCGGCCUUCAGGUGCGCCGCCGAGAACUCCAAGUUCGAUAGCUGCGUGUCGGGCAACUCAACCCACAUCGCCCUGGACGAGCUGCUGGGCCGACGCGGCGGCCAGCUGCCUUUCUGGCUCAACAUGGCUGCUCUGCUGGCUUUCAUGGUCGUGUUCCGCACGCUGGGCUACGUGGUGUUGCGCUUCUUCCGGACGCCGACCCACUGACGCCGCCGCCGGCCGCGUCCCGCGCGGGGAGCCGACGUCCUCCACCGGGCGAACUGCGAAACCCGCCGCGCCGGCGGCUGACCCGACGCAGCGCCCGGCUCGGGGACCGGCGCGCGGUCCCUGCGGCCGGCGCAUGGCACAUCGCCUGAGCCGUCGCGGCCGGGCGACGUUGCGACGUUGGCUGCUCCUCCUGGUGGCUGCGCGAGCCGGCUUGGACCGCCUGUCGGCCCUGUGUCGGCGGUAGGACUGCGCGUGGGCCUGUCGGCCCUGUGUCGGCGGUAGGACUGCGCGUGGACCUGUCGGCGCUGCGCAGGUGUCUUAACCCGACAGGUUAGCCGAGCCGCGGUGACGCUGUUCUCACCGGCACUGCCGAUGCGGCACAAGGAAAGAGAGACAGAGAGAGAGGGAGAGGGGGAGGGGGGGGGGGGGGUUCGUCUAAACGCCGAGUGAAUAUGUCAGCAGAAUGCUCGAGUGAAUAGAAGAGUUCGCCAUCGCCACCAUUAAGUGCUGCGUGACCACUAUUUUUCUAAUGUUUAACGUCUCCGGCGCGUGGCGUGUUUCCUGCUUCAUGUCAUGUGCCAACUCGGCGUCAGUGGGGUUAGGGCCGCCGAUCACGCCUGGCUCCGGCUCGCCGCCAGGCAGAGGUACUGGGUCUGAGAGGCGACGCCGCGUGCCGCCGGCCGCCACACCAGUCGUUUUAAGGACCAGUAGCUAGUUACCAUUUACGCGCCGGCACUGCGUUGUUUGCUGCGGCGGCCGCGGCCGUGUGUUGUUGUAUUUGUUGCGAUGGCGCCGGCAGCGUGGGGCCGGGAGACCGAGGCCCGGAGGGCGCUGACCCGGGCGACUCGGCCUCCGCGCCCGGCCGCCGGCCGCGGCCAUGUGUGAUAUCAUCAAUCAGCCUCAUCCAAUCAUUCACCCAUCUGUGCAUACCUCUUGUGGCCGCAUCGGCCCGGCGACCAGCCGGCUGAGUGCCGGCACGUCCCGGGGCCACCCGGCACGUCCCGGUACGUCCCGGUACGUCCCGGCACGUCCCGACACGUCCCGGCAUGUCUCGACGCAGCGUGGGAUCAUAUCAACUCGUAUGACGACUACGGCUGUGGGGGCGUGUUUUUGUACAGGGCUUCGGCCGGCCUAUGAGAGAGGCGCCAGCUACGAAGAAGA
Molecule: messenger RNA, 3374 nt
Organism: Pollicipes pollicipes
Lineage: Eukaryota; Metazoa; Arthropoda; Thecostraca; Pollicipedomorpha; Pollicipedidae
Gene: E23
Product: ABC transporter G family member E23
Exons: 14
Coding region: 75-2213 (712 amino acids)
Biological process (GO): transmembrane transport
Cellular component (GO): plasma membrane
Molecular function (GO): ATP hydrolysis activity; ABC-type transporter activity; ATP binding
Source: RefSeq, a predicted model, not a curated record